Mya arenaria is the source of this 496-nucleotide messenger RNA. RefSeq names its product ATP synthase subunit g, mitochondrial-like. Lineage: Eukaryota; Metazoa; Mollusca; Bivalvia; Myida; Myidae. Gene Ontology annotation, molecular function: proton transmembrane transporter activity. The coding region runs from base 56 to 376 and encodes 106 amino acids. Gene Ontology annotation, biological process: proton motive force-driven ATP synthesis. The record is from RefSeq and is a predicted model, not a curated record. The transcript has 3 exons.
GCGAAACGUGUCAUCACCGAGUACAUUAAAGGGAGAGUACUGCACCCUAUCCAAAAUGGCAGCACGUAUAGCGAAACAUCUGACUAAUGUUGCUAACAGGGGUGUCAAGUACACUAAGGUGAAUGGGCCAACUGCUCUCAAGUAUUUCAGGGCUGAGAUGAUGCCACCAAGCCCGGCAGAACUCCCACAGUUCAUCCGUGAGGCUGGACAGGCUGCAGGCAGAGUUGCAUCACUCUCAGUUAAAAAUAUGACCGUAUAUGAGGCCUUGAUAUCGACGGCUGUGUUUGUUGAAGUCAGUAUGUGGUUCUUCUUGGGCGAGAUGAUCGGCAAGAGGAGUAUCUGUGGCUAUCAGGUCCCCCAUACAUACGCCCAUUAAUCCACUCACAGACUCUGGGCAACUUUGUACAUCUUUGUGAUACUUUAGAGUGUGGAAAUAAAAUAGUUGAGUGUUUCUAAAGAGCAAAAACAACAAAUAAAUGAAGUAAAAUAUCAGGAA